Molecule: messenger RNA, 4713 nt
Organism: Penaeus vannamei (Pacific white shrimp)
Lineage: Eukaryota; Metazoa; Arthropoda; Malacostraca; Decapoda; Penaeidae
Source: RefSeq, a predicted model, not a curated record
AUGGUACAUUCUGAUGGAGGGAGGGACAACAGUGAUGCUUGGAACAUCCAUGGCAAUGCAAAUUACUUGCGUAGUGCCGGCAGCCACUGCUUGUUGGCAGGAGGGCUAAAGACCUCGGCUGACCCCACAGGAGGUCUUUCGUCCCGUGGCUUAAGAUGCUCGCCAUCUCUCGGAGGGACUGACACUGUGACUGGGGGCGGGAUGUUGCAACAGUUGGCACUCCUGGCAGCAGGCGCCCAGCCGUGGCACCAUAAUAUUUGCACUGCACAUGGGAGGCGCUUUGCUUAUGCUGCAACACUUGCUAUAUAUGUGUACGAGGUGGAGGAGGGCAGCAGUGACUGGCAGCUGUUUAGCAUCUUGGCAAAUCAUCGCAAGACAAUCACGUGCCUUGACUGGCACCCCACAAAUGAAGACCUACUUGCCAGUGCUUCAUUAGACCAGCGUGUGUGUGUAUGGAGUGUCAGCAGUCAGAGUGUGCUUUGUACCAUAAGCAUCUGCAGAGUACCAACUGUGGUGGCAUGGUGUGUUGGUCACAGAGACCUUCUCUCCUUCUCCACCCAAAUUGGACCUGUUCAGCUAUGGUCGUACGCAGAUAACAGUGAACCGUACCAGUACUUUGAGGAUUAUGGUUACUCCAGCCCCAUCAUUACAUACCGCUGGCAUCCCACUGUCCCUGGGAGGCUUGUGGUGGGUCAUGAUGAUGGCAAAAUUACAGUUUACAGGGAAGACAGUGGAAAGUCGAGGUACUCAGCUUUUCCUGAAGGAGCAGAGGACAAUGAAGAUCACAGCCUCGUCACGCUUGAAUGGGACACUUGUUCUCCCGACUACAUAUUGGUGGCAUAUAGGGGUGGCUCGUUGUGGCUUGUGGACAUCAACUCAAUGAUGAUCAUCACAAAGUACAUGAUGCCCAUUUCAGCCAGUGUCAACACCCUUGCCUGGCUGCCUGAUGCGCCUGGGAUGUUUGUGACGGGAGAUGCAGAGAAAGGUAUUCUCAGGGUCUGGACUGUAUCCAAACCAACACCUAUUGAGAAUAUUGUCUUGAAAGACACAGGUUUCCAUGUCCUUUGUACAACAAGAGCCCUUAAUGCUGCGUAUCCCAGCAGUGACAAGCAGAACCAGUUGAUUGAACGUUCAAGCGAGAGGAAGGGCAUCAUGAUCCCCAAUGUAUGCGUUCUGACACUAUUUAAAGAUGGGGGAGUAGGUCUGUACCACCUAAGGAGAAAGCAAUGGAUCUUUAACAGGGAACACGGUCACACUGAAACGAUAUUUGACUGUAGCUUCAAGCCUGAGGACAGUGACCUUUUAGCAACAGGAUCCUUUGAUGGGUCAAUAAAGAUAUGGAAAAUUGACACCAUGGAAGCAGUUGAUACAUUGCCCAAUAGAGACACCAUCAUCUACAGCUUAUCAUGGGCACCUGCAGACCUUAAUUGCAUUGUAGCAGGAACUUCUGGGGGCGAAGUCUUUAUCUGGGAUGUUGGCAAGCACAAAAUCCUCCAAGAUAUUAUAUCACAUAAGGACAAAAAGGUGUUUUGUGUGGCAUGGAAUCACAAGGACUCCAGGAGAAUAGCAUCGGCAGGAGAAUCUGGAUACUGCUAUGUGCACCAAGUGAGUGGUACCCUGGUGCACGACUAUCGACACCCUGGACCGGUAUAUGGAUGCGACUGGCGUGAUGCAGAUAUUUUAGCUACAGGUUGUGAGGAUGGAAAAAUUAGAAUUUUUAAUGUUAGCAAGAACAGAAAGGAACCUGUUAGUGAACUGAAAGCUCACUUGAAGAAGGUAUUUCGGGUAAAGUGGAACCCAGUUUACGAAGACAUCCUGUGUAGCGGUAGCGAUGAUUCGUCAGUGAGGAUAUGGUCGUACUCAAAAGCCCAGUGUCUGACUAUCCUCGUUGGGCACUCAGACAAUGUCCGUGGCCUCGCAUGGUGCCCAGAGGUGCCCUACUUGCUCAUUUCGGGGUCAUGGGACAGGACGAUGAGGGUGUGGGAUGCUCGAUAUGCCAAUUGCCUUGAUGUUGUCUUGGACCAUGGUGCUGACGUUUAUGGCCUGAGCAUCCACCCUAUUCGUCCAUUUUUGCUGGCAUCGUGCUCAAGGGAUUCAACAAUGCGCCUGUGGUCUUUAGCAUCCUUUGUGGCUCCCCUGCAGCUGAAGGUGCUUGCGGAGAAAUCAACAGAAGAAAUCAUAGACGAGACAGAUCAAGGCAAAAGCUUCUCAACGAGUCUUCACCUUUGUGGGCUAAGGGCAGAGCACCUCAGGACAGCCCUGCAGAAAACAGAUAUCGCACAUCGCUCAAGCAAGAGGCUGAAGUUGUUUGCUGAUCUGUUUUGUGGUGAUGUACGUGUGAGGAACCUCUGGGAUCUGGUGUACGUGCUGAAGGGCCACACAGACAUAUCCAUGCUGUCGCCAAACUACACUUCAUCAAUCAUGCAUCAUUCACACCUUGUCAAGUGUUCCCUGGCCAUAGCAGCAGAGAGGGAGAUGGAAGCAAACAGAGGACACGGAGUCGCUAGUCGGAAGCACUCAACCACAGAGUGCCAAGAAGCACUUGCUGAGUCAUAUCUCCGCUGCGGCGCACUCCAGCAGUACUGCGAACUGAUGACGAGGCUACACCAAUGGGACCACGCUCUCGCUCUAGCUCCAGCUGUUUCCGUCGACUAUUGGCGUAAAUUGGUGGCCAGGCAUGCAGAGCAGCUUUUGAACGAUGAUAACGAGGAGUGUGUGCCGUACCUCCUGGCCUCUCGUGAUGCAGAUAAGCUCAUCAAUUUUCACAUUGGCCGAGGCCACCUUGACAAAGCUUUCUCUGAGUGCGUCGCGCUUAGUAAGACUCACAGGACGAGCCGGAAGGGACCACCACCUGAAGUGCCUCCAAGAGUGCCUGCGGGAGAAAUGAACGGGAUUGAGCCUGUGGGGCAGAGAACUCUCGAGUGUGCUCACUUGGUGGCUGAGUGGCAUCUGCGUCGAGGCUCACCCAUCAUAGCUGCCUGUGCCUUACUUGCUGUGGACGAUGUGAAGGGUUCUCUUUCAAUGCUCCUACGAGGCCAUGAAUUAGAACUAGUUGUUGCUGUGGGCAAACUCAUAUGCACAGAUCCUUCAGCCAACAAUGACUCUUGUGCAUUUGACACUGACAUCCCAGCAAUUCAAGGACUGAUAGCAACAGCCAUGCGCUACCUUACUUACCGAGCUGUGAGGCUCAUGCUCUGGGAUUUGGCUGUUGAUUUGGCCAAUACGCUCCCACAGGGAACCAACAGAACAAUCUUGCUGGCGGAAGUGCUAAUUGCCUUCGUGGGAGGACAUGAAGAGCGAGAGACCCUCUAUGCUCGAGCUGGUUUCCCAACACCUGUAGAGUGUCCAGAAAAGGCCAUUGGAUCAAUACUGGACCAAGUCUUGUACUUACUGCUGUCAACCCAACCUUAUAAAGGACUGAACAAAGCCUUGGAAUUCUUGCAAGACCAAAUUGUGGGAGGGAACCUUGACAGAGAGAGCGUAUGGUAUGUCUUGCGUCUGGUCCAGGCCAUCCCACUAACUCAGAACGCAGCCCAGUGGAUGGUUCGGGCGGACCAGAAAGCAGGACUGCUUGCAAUAUCAGCUUAUUUGGGUGCUAUUCGUGCUGCCGGACUGGAAUAUGGCUCAAUUGUGUUAUAUCUUCUGAGCCAUGCAAGUUAUCUGUUGGAGAAACACAGGCCUACAGGUUAUGCAUUCCUGGCAGAACACAUAGAGUCGGCACGUAUCAAAAUGGAGGAGGGAGAUACUGAUUGGGAUUUAAAUGUGGGUGAAAACUUGGAGUUAUGGAGUGAUUUCAAAACCAGUCGGGUGAGCGGCUCACACCUUCCAAGGCAUUCAGAUGCCCAGACUUGUUGCAUUACCAAUACAAUAAUAAAGGGUCCGAGCUACUUCCUCGAGAACGGUGAAUCGGUGAUGGGUCUUAAUGAUGCUCUGAUGUGGGCCAAGGUGCACCCUUUCUCCCCUCUCGGCUCCGGCUGUCGUCUCAAUCCGUUCUGAGCCUCAGGAGGAAUUUUGUUCUUUUCAUGCUCUUUUAUUUGAAGAUGGAAGAGGAGUUGCGCUGUGAAAGGGGAUUGACACAAAGGAAGGAUUCCAUUUGGAAUUAACUUUGAAGUGCCAUGCCUUCAUGUUAUCUUAAUAUAUAUUAAUUGUUGCAGUUUUUGAAAUGAUAAUGAUUAUUUUGUGUUUUAUUUUGUUGUUGUUGUUGUUGUGAGAUUUCUUUUUAUAUAAUUAUUGUCAAUAAUUAUGCUUUUUUAAAUAGAAAUUUGUUGGAAAAGAUUAUAUUGAUAAAUGACUCUAGUGUUGCCCUUAUGAAUAUUUUUCUGCAUUUUAUCAAAAUUGCUGAAUUGUAAUUUUUGUGAUAUCGGAGAUUACCUUUACGCAUUUUGAAUUAGGUAUUUUGAAAAUGAUUAGCAAGGUUUUAAGGAGAUUAAAGAUGCUAGAUUACAGUCUACAGAUCACGUAGUAUACUGAUCCACGUUGACGGUGAAAGUUGUUUGGUCCGUGGUUUAACAAAUCUUUUACAGAGAUAUAAAAUGAUGAUGGUAUAUUAGCAUAGCAAACAGACAGUAGCAGAGCAAGGAAGAUUUAUUAAGGAAAAAAACUAAUAACUCUAAUUAAAAAAAAAUGUCUAAAAGAUAAGAAUUUUAAGCUGUCUCUUAAAAAGGACUUUGGAAAUCAUAGUAGUGAUAAAGAUUCAGCUAUAUGUAUGUUUGU